CGGCUCAAAAGAGCCCAGGAUAUUGCAGAGCGCACUGGAGCCCUGGCCAGCGCGCAGUCUUCCCCGUAGCCCGCAAGCUGAGUCUUGGGAAUUCUGGUUUGCUUUGGCUCACUGGCUCUUACAAACUACUGGAUCUUACAUGCCUCUGUGCCCCCCAACUUCCACUCCAUGUCCCCAUGCUCCUGCUCCAGCAACAGGACCUGUUCUCUGGAUGUCAGCUGAGUUACUAAGGUAACUCUGCAUGUCAGUAGAAAGACCUUGGUAGAACCGCAAGGCUCCCGGAGAACCCCAUCUCUCCUUAUUUUUUUUUUUUGGUGUGUGUCCUCACUGAGCAUUCAAAACUGUUUCUCCAAAGGGUUUUGCAAAAACUCAGACUGUUUUCCAAAGCAGAAGCACUGGAGUCCACGGCAGAAGCGAUGGGCAGUGUGCGAACCAACCGCUAUAGCAUCGUGUCUUCAGAAGAAGACGGCAUGAAGCUGGCCACCAUGGCGGUUGCAAAUGGCUUUGGGAACGGGAAGAGCAAAGUCCACACCCGACAACAAUGCAGGAGCCGCUUUGUGAAGAAAGACGGGCACUGCAAUGUUCAGUUCAUCAACGUGGGUGAGAAGGGACAACGGUACCUUGCAGACAUCUUUACCACGUGCGUGGACAUUCGCUGGCGGUGGAUGCUGGUUAUCUUCUGCCUGGCUUUUGUGCUCUCGUGGCUAUUUUUUGGCUGCGCAUUUUGGUUGAUAGCUCUGCUCCAUGGGGAUCUGGAUGCACCAAAGGAGAGCAAAGCUUGUGUGUCUGAGGUCAAAAGUUUCACGGCCGCCUUCCUCUUCUCCAUUGAGACCCAGACCACCAUAGGCUAUGGUUUCAGGUGCGUCACGGACGAGUGCCCGAUCGCCGUUUUCAUGGUGGUGUUCCAGUCAAUCGUGGGCUGCAUCAUCGACGCCUUUAUCAUUGGCGCAGUCAUGGCGAAGAUGGCAAAACCGAAGAAGAGAAAUGAGACUCUUGUCUUCAGUCACAAUGCCGUGAUUGCCAUGAGAGAUGGCAAGCUCUGUUUGAUGUGGCGAGUGGGCAAUCUUCGGAAAAGCCACUUGGUGGAAGCUCAUGUUCGAGCGCAGCUCCUCAAAUCCAGAAUUACUUCAGAAGGGGAGUAUAUCCCCCUGGAUCAAAUAGACAUCAAUGUUGGCUUCGACAGUGGAAUUGACCGUAUAUUUCUGGUGUCCCCAAUCACAAUAGUCCAUGAAAUCGACGAAGACAGCCCUUUGUAUGACUUAAGUAAACAGGACAUUGACAACGCGGACUUUGAAAUUGUCGUGAUACUGGAAGGCAUGGUAGAAGCCACGGCCAUGACGACACAGUGCCGUAGCUCGUACCUGGCAAAUGAAAUCCUUUGGGGCCACCGCUAUGAGCCCGUCCUGUUUGAAGAGAAGCAUUACUACAAAGUGGACUAUUCAAGGUUCCACAAGACUUAUGAAGUACCCAACACACCCCUUUGCAGCGCCAGAGACUUAGCAGAAAAGAAAUAUAUCCUCUCAAAUGCAAAUUCAUUUUGCUAUGAAAAUGAAGUUGCCCUCACGAGCAAAGAGGAAGACGACAGUGACAAUGGUGUUCCAGAAAGCACAAGUACAGACACACCCCCUGACAUUGACCUUCACAACCAGGCAAGCGUACCUCUAGAGCCCAGGCCCUUACGGCGAGAAUCAGAGAUAUGACUUACUGAUUCUUUCUCUGGAA
Molecule: messenger RNA, 1722 nt
Organism: Phyllostomus discolor (pale spear-nosed bat)
Lineage: Eukaryota; Metazoa; Chordata; Mammalia; Chiroptera; Phyllostomidae
Gene: KCNJ2
Product: potassium inwardly rectifying channel subfamily J member 2
Exons: 2
Coding region: 417-1700 (427 amino acids)
Biological process (GO): potassium ion import across plasma membrane; regulation of monoatomic ion transmembrane transport
Cellular component (GO): plasma membrane
Molecular function (GO): inward rectifier potassium channel activity
Source: RefSeq, a predicted model, not a curated record